AUGCAAUAUUUUCGUGGACAAGGAAUAGAUAAAGAAGAUUUCGAUCGAAUUCAUAUGAACGAAGGAGGACUUUUGUCUAUUUCGAAUUUUCUUUCAUCUAGUUUGAAACGUGAAGUAGGACUUCGAUUUGCUCGUGAUUCUCUUCAUGAUCGAAAGAAAGUCAAUGUACUAAUGGAAAUAACUGUGGACAAUAAUACGGAAGUUCCUUUGGCGAAUAUUACUGAACUUGCUGCCUUUAAAGACGAACAAGAACGGCUCUUUUCUAUGGGAUUCGUAUUUCGUAUUGGUUCAUUCGAAUGUUUGUCGGAUGGUAUAUGGGUUAUACACGUUUGGCAUUAA
Rotaria sp. Silwood2 is the source of this 339-nucleotide messenger RNA. The record is from the annotation of a GenBank genome assembly. Lineage: Eukaryota; Metazoa; Rotifera; Eurotatoria; Philodinida; Philodinidae.